UCUGACCGGAUGCGCGCCCAAGAAACAACACAGUUAUCAAAGAUGGCGAAACAUUGAUAACAAGAAGCCACAUGUUAUUUACAAAUAUUACUAUUUCGUGAAUAAGCUGCUGCAAAAAAACGUUCAGAAUCUUCAUAGCUAGCUAAGUAAUUGUGACCGGUAAAAAAAAAAAACAAGGGUUUAAAAUGUCUGAGACGAGUGUUUUACGUCAACGGAUAAGCUCUGUCAUGGACAUUCUAACCUCCGCUGCCGUGACAGAGAUUUGCAAAUUAGUAGAGGAUUGCUGUGGAGCGUUAAGUGUAGAAGUCUCUCAAAGCAAAGAGCAAAUCAAAAUGCUAGAGAAGCAACUCAGCCUGACCGAGUCGAGGUACAGGUCGGUGAGUUGCAAAGAAGGGCAAACGCUUGUUACCAGUGGUUCAUCGAGAACCAACAGUCCUUCCGGCAAUUCCCCCGCGGCUGAUGAUGAAGAUUUCCAGCAGUUCAUUGUCUCUGAGGAGGAGUUUUCCCCUGAGCAGCAGCAUUAUAAGCAGGAUUGGAGCCCCAGUCUGGGGCAAUAUAAUUGGAACCCCAUACAGAUUAAAGAGGAACAGGAGGAAUUCAGCGUCAUCCAGGAGGAGGAAGACUCAGUAUUCACUCCUGCCUGGGUGAAAAGUGACUAUGAUCAGUACCCAACUCAGUCCUCACAAACCCAAAGUGAAGAAUACAAAGACACAAUGGCCUUUACUGAAGAGAUCAAAACAGAACCUAAGGAAGAUGAUUCCUCAGAGCCAACCAGUGACUCUCAUCCCCAGUGCAAAUUGAAGAAGACAUGGACAGAAAAAGGACAAAGCUCGAAUGGUGGAAAAUCCCUGGAUCUGAAAUCACCAGUGCAAAGGAGAAGUCACACAGAAGAUAAAUCAUUUUGCUGUAGUGAUUGUGGUGAAUGUUUCACUCAGAUGGGAACACUGGAUUCUCAUAUGAGGACCCACAUACGGGAGAAAUCGUAUCACUGUCAGGAUUGUGACAAAGUGUUCACUCGGCUUGACCGCUUCAAAUUGCAUAGGAAGGCCCACACAGGAGAGAAACCACAUCGUUGUGGUGAAUGUGGCAAAUGUUUUUCUCAAGUUGGAUAUCUGAACUAUCACAUAAAGACUCACACAGGGGAGAAACCUCAUCGCUGUCAUGAUUGUGGCAAAUGUUUCUUUCGAGUUGGUGAGCUGACACUUCAUAGGAGGAUUCACACAGCUUUCCAGCAGAUCAUCGUCUCUGAAGAGGAGUUUUCCCCUGAGCAGCAGCACUGUAAGCAGGAGUUGAGCCCCAGUCUGGGGCAAGAUGACUGGAACCCCAUACAGAUUAAAGAGGAACAGGAGGAAUUCAGGAUCUUCCAGGAGGAGGAAGAAUCAGUAUUCACUCCUGCCUGGGUGAACUCAGUCCUCACACACCCAAAGUGAAGAAUAUGAAGACAAAAUGGCCUCUACUGAACAGAUCAAAACAGAAUCUAAGGAAGAGGAUUCCACAGAGAAAACAAGUGACUCUCAGCCCCUGCGCAAAUCGUAGAAGUUGGCUAUCUGAAUUAUCACGAGGAUCCACACAGGGGAUACAUAUUUAGCUGUAACGAUUGUGGCAAUUGUUUUCAUUUUGGCACUUGUCUGAAAAUCCACAUGAGGAUUCACACAGGGGAGAAAUAUCGCUGCCAGGUCUGUAGAAAAUGUUUUGCUCAGUGGUGAUCGGGAGUUCUCACGUUAGGAUUCAAAAAAGGGGGGAAGCCUUAUCGCUGUCAUUAGUGGCAAAUCAUAAUCCGACUACGCUAUGAGGGAAAUCAUAUUGCCGCUUUAGUAGCAGAUCUUUGAGCACUAGCGGUCACGUGACAGAUGAGCGAUACACCAUCAUGCUGUCAGGAUUGUUGGAAACGUUUCACGAAUUGUUCCAAUCUGAACUGGCAUGUGAGGAGACCAAGGGGAGAAACCACAUUCUACCAUGACUGUUGCACAGCUUUCACAAUUGUCUGUUAUUUGACAUUGCAUAUGGAAAUUCCCAGGAUAAAUCUGUCAUGCUUUAGUGCCAGAAGUACAUUGAUUUGUCAGAGAAUACCCACUGAGAAAAAAAAACAAAUGAUUGCUACAAAGCAAUGCCUAAGAAGACAUGUGGAAAGAAUGCGCAGAAACAUGACUGUGCCCUGUAUGGGGGAAGGGCAUCAAACAAGUUUGAGGCACAUUUUGUAACUUCUACCUGUGAGUGGCGAUGAGGAUAUGACUGGCUGUUAGUAAGACUACCAAUAUUGUUUAUAGUUUAACUUUCAAUGUGAACACCGCCAGACAAUCACUGCACAAGUGGGCUCCUAUCAAAGCUUGUUGGUGGAGGGAUAACCUCCAUCUUAAUCUGUCCUGUAUCAAUAAACUCGUUCAUAGCCCUUUUUCUCACUC
This is a messenger RNA of Salmo salar (Atlantic salmon), 2402 nucleotides long. RefSeq lists its product as uncharacterized. The record is from RefSeq and is a predicted model, not a curated record. Gene Ontology annotation, biological process: regulation of transcription by RNA polymerase II. NCBI's taxonomy places the organism in Eukaryota, Metazoa, Chordata, Actinopteri, Salmoniformes, Salmonidae. Gene Ontology annotation, molecular function: DNA-binding transcription factor activity, RNA polymerase II-specific; RNA polymerase II cis-regulatory region sequence-specific DNA binding.